Messenger RNA from Penicillium waksmanii, 708 nucleotides. RefSeq lists its product as uncharacterized. Bases 1 to 708 code for a protein of 235 amino acids. Lineage: Eukaryota; Fungi; Ascomycota; Eurotiomycetes; Eurotiales; Aspergillaceae. The transcript has 5 exons. The record is from RefSeq and is a predicted model, not a curated record.
AUGAUGAACCCAUAUGAAGCAGACCCAAAGAAAAUCCCCACAACUGAUAUGUAUGCGGAUGUGCCCCUUUAUGGUCGAUAUGGCCCGAAACCAAAUGACUUCCGCGUUGAAUUUCAGUAUAUCAAUUCCCAAACCACAGACUCCGUUGGCUGCGAUGUUUUUGCUCUUGGGAGCGUGAUCGUGAAAUCUAGCCAUCUCCACGCGCGUGAUGGUGCUAUAUCAAAGACGGCUCUGGGGUGUAUCAGAGUUCUGGAGAUCUACUUUGCUGGCAAGUUAUCUACUCCUGCCUUUUAUUGUCAGCCUUGUGACUCACUUCUACAUAUAUUAAUGGCCGCUAAGUGCUCGUCCAAGAAAGACUUCCAGGCAUCAGGUUAUGUGUUGCAUAGCCAUAUCUCUCAGAGGACCAGAGGAAGCCAGAGAGAUAUUUAUCAGCUUCAUACACUUAAACCUACAGAGAACCUCCAAACUCGCUGCCAUGUGGUACCGGACCCCAACUAUAUCUAUUGUAUUGUUGACAGUGGCAAAGUUGUGGGGCUGUUUGACUGGGAAAUGGUCGGGUACUUUGGUUGGAAAACCGCGGGAGAUGUACAUUGUCGGAUCAGAACUCCACAACGAGAGCAUAUCGUGAAUGCUAAUUUGAGAGAGGAUGAGCUUCAGUAUAUCAUGUUCUGGAAUGAUUUGUAUGAUGUGGGUAAAUCGGAAAAUUGA